AUGGCCAUGAACAGAGAUCAUGUUACCGACAGGCGGUCGGGGCACCUUCGCCUGCGAGUCUGGUACUUUAGUGACGCGGGAAAAGAGUUCUCCGUGAACGAAGCUCUCGCUGGUGCCUGCGAGUCGGUUGCACCUAAAGGCUGGCGUGUAACGCCGGCGAGUGUCCGGCACACAAGCCAAGGUUGCGGGGAUUUAUUCGUCCCAGUCGAGGUUGAUCUACACUUUGAGUGGUCGGAAGCUUCACCCUGCCCGACAGCACCGGAUGUGCUAAUGCGUCUGUUCUUCAACGAGAGUCUGCAAGUCAUCGAGAACUUCUUCCAGGAGAGACAAAAGCAGCCGCAACAUGUCACCAUCCACGCACAGGGUCGGGAUAUCUGGCCCGACGAGAAUCAAGCAUACAGUCGUGUCCAAGUCUUGAACUCCCUAGCCCUGCAAUUUGACAUGGUCUCUUCACCCGUUCCUCCAAAACCCAAUAUUCGUCGGCUAUUUCUCAAAAUCAUACAAUGUGCCGCACGAGGCGUUUCCAGGGCCUGUGCCAUCUCCAGAGGUGUCCGCAGCAUUGUGGAGUUGGUUCAAGAAGGGAGGAGAAGUUUACCAGACGCGAUGCCGGAUAUACUUGGACAAUUUUCGGAAGAUAUACCACCACUUCCUGCUGCACAGGAGGCCGUGGUCAGCAAGACUGAGGCGAAAAUCCAGGCGACGUGGGACGAGGUCUUUUCAUCGAUGGGGUGCAUUGACGACAUGGUCAACGAUAUAAGGAGAUACACCCACCGCCUGAAGAAUAAUCGCGACGCCAGCGUAGCCAUCGAGUUCGGCAACGCGUUGCAAGGCCUUCACAAUGCCAUUGCCGCCAUGGUAUGCCGGCAGGUGCUGGGGAUCAAGUCGCUGACGGAAUGGGAUUGGGAUAACCUCAAGGAUCAUUUCCGAGCGCUCGGCGUUGAUACCGCCACGCUGAAGCCUGAGCAAUACGCCACACAACUUGCCACCCAAGCGAUGGAAAGGCUAGAAGUCACCCACACAAAGCUGGGGGAGGUGCGCAAUCAGGCCACUGAGCUCGCCAACGUAACCGCGGUACAGACAGCGACCUCAGUGACGCCUUCAACGUAG
Parascedosporium putredinis is the source of this 1107-nucleotide messenger RNA. The record is from the annotation of a GenBank genome assembly. NCBI's taxonomy places the organism in Eukaryota, Fungi, Ascomycota, Sordariomycetes, Microascales, Microascaceae.